Messenger RNA from Aspergillus eucalypticola CBS 122712, 693 nucleotides. RefSeq names its product GNAT family N-acetyltransferase. Bases 1 to 693 code for a protein of 230 amino acids. The transcript is spliced from 3 exons. NCBI's taxonomy places the organism in Eukaryota, Fungi, Ascomycota, Eurotiomycetes, Eurotiales, Aspergillaceae. The record is from RefSeq and is a predicted model, not a curated record. Gene Ontology annotation, molecular function: acyltransferase activity, transferring groups other than amino-acyl groups.
AUGCCCAUCGAAGUAACAGACCUCACCGAGGCAGAUAUCCCCGCCGCCAUUGAGAUCAUUCAGACGGCGUUUGCAGAAGAUCCGUAUUUCAAGUGGGUGUUUGAUGCUGAGAAUUUCAACAAGCAGCGCAAUCACGAUUCCCUAGCGGUGCGAUGUCGCUGGGGGAUCAACAAUGCCAUCUUCCAAGUUGCGACAGACACAUCAAAAUCCCCAGGAGGAAAGAAGAUAGUGGGCGUCUCCUGCUGGCUCCCACCUACCCCCGCUCACACACCAGAGACAUGGUACAGCUGGACGCAAAACUGGCUUCUCAGCUUUCGCCAGACGCUCAACAACGUAUGGCAUUUCGGACGGGGCGGACUCCGCACCAACCGCUACUGGAUCUGGAAGGAGCGGCAGCAUGAAGCGCAGAGCCAGAUCUGGGAUGAUCCCAAGGGAUACUAUUUCUGCAAUAUUGUGGCGGUGCAUCCGGAAUGUCAGGGUCUGGGGGUGGGGAGGAAGCUCUUUGAGGCGGUGACGGAUCGGGCGGAUCAGGAGGGAGUCAAGUGUUAUUUGGAGAGUUCGAGGAAUGUGCCGAAUGUGCAGAUUUAUGAGAAGAUGGGGUUUGAGAUGAGGAGGGAGAUGGAGUGUAGGGAUGGGGGGGAUGUUUGUAUGCUCUAUUGUAUGGUUCGUGAGCCAAAGGCUAAGUCGGGAUAG